GGUGACGUGUCGGUCCGGAGCAGGGUGGGCGCUCCCCAGCUCGGCACUCGUGUCCUCGGCGCGGGCCUUGCUCGCGGAGCAGCAGCGUGGGGCGGCGGCGGCGGCGGGGGAGGCGGAGGUCUGGGCGAGGGGCCGCCGAGGCCCAGGCCCCGGACAUGGCUUCCUCCUCGGCCGAGACGGCGGAGCGGCUGCGGCGGCGGGUCCAGGAGCUGGAGCAGGAGCUGGCGCAAGAGCGGAGCCGGAGGGCCCCGGGGGGUAGCGCCGGGGGCGACGUGGGCGGUGGCGGCGGAGGCCGGGUCCGCAUCGACAAGAUGAGCCCGGAGGUGGUGGAUUCCAACCCGUACAGUCGCCUGAUGGCAUUGAAACGAAUGGGAAUUGUGAAGGAUUAUGAGAAAAUCCGCACCUUUGCUGUAGCAGUAGUAGGUGUUGGCGGAGUUGGUAGUGUAACUGCUGAAAUGCUAACAAGAUGUGGCAUUGGUAAGCUAUUACUAUUUGAUUAUGACAAAGUGGAACUGGCCAACAUGAACAGACUUUUCUUCCAGCCCCAUCAGGCAGGAUUAAGCAAAGUUCAAGCAGCAGAGCAUACUUUACGGAAUAUUAAUCCUGAUGUUAAUUUUGAAGUUUAUAAUUACAAUAUCACCACAGUGGACAACUUUCAACAUUUCAUGGAUAGAAUAAGUAAUGGUGGCAUGGAAAGUGGGAAACCUGUUGACCUAGUUCUGAGCUGUGUGGACAACUUUGAAGCUCGAAUGGCUAUUAAUACAGCUUGUAACGAACUUGGGCAAACAUGGAUGGAAUCCGGGGUCAGUGAAAAUGCAGUCUCAGGGCACAUACAACUUAUCAUUCCUGGGGAGUCUGCUUGUUUUGCGUGUGCUCCUCCACUGGUAGUUGCUGCAAAUAUUGAUGAAAAGACACUAAAAAGAGAAGGAGUUUGUGCAGCUAGUCUUCCCACUACUAUGGGAGUGGUUGCUGGAAUUCUUGUACAAAAUGUGUUAAAGUUUCUGUUAAAUUUUGGUACCGUGAGUUUUUACCUGGGUUAUAAUGCAAUGCAAGAUUUCUUUCCCACCAUGUCCAUGAAGCCAAAUCCUCAGUGUGAUGACAGAAACUGCAGGAAGCAACAGGAAGAAUAUAAAAAAAAAGUUGCAGCUCUACCCAAACAAGAGAUUGAACAACAACAAGAAGAAGAAGAAAUACUUCAUGAAGACAAUGAUUGGGGUAUUGAGUUAGUAUCUGAGAUUUCAGAAGAGGAGCUCAGAGAUGCUUCUGGUCCUGUUCCUGACUUGCCUGAGGGAAUUACAGUAGCAUACACAGUUCCAAAAAAGGCAGAAGAUGCCCUGCCUGGGGGGGAGUCAGUGGAAGAUUCUGGGGAAAGUUUGGAAGAACUUAUGGCCAAGAUGAAGAACAUGUAGUCUUGUUUCACCUUCUACUUUCUGGAGAAACUGAAGAAAUAAACUUUAAAGAGUUCAGAAUUUCUGCAUUGCUAGUAAAGUGUAAGGUGGCAUCAUUUGAUAUGUAGUCUUUAUUGGUAUUAAGUCUUCCUCUUUGAAAUUAAGAGUACCAUGAUUUGAUUUCUUUUAUUCACCUGAAGAGUCCUCAGACAGUGAAGAAGGAACUGUAAGAGGCUGUGACAUUUUUUCAGAUCUAGCCACUGAGAUAAUAAGACUUUAUAAGAACGUCAGGAUAAAUAAAUGUCACCCUCUAUAACAGAAGCUGUGGAAUCAGAUAAACUGUGUGCAGAAACCCAUACUACAUUAGGAUUGGGAGGCCAGUUGCAGUUAAAUUUAAGGGGUUGUCUCUGUUGUACCUGGAUAGCAUAUGACCUAAAAUGUUGAAAUCGGAAAUAGAUUUUGUAAAAUUUAAAACUAUUACUAUAUGAUGUUGAAAUAAAGACAACAGUCAGUAUAAACCAUGUUGGUGAUUCUCACGGAAGCUACAAGGAGAGUUGGAGAGAAAUCAGUGUUUAACUAAUGCUCUGUCUGAUGGGACAUGAAUCACUAAAAAGUUAAACUGUAUACUAGCUAAGAUUUUGUCAUAUCCUGGAGGAGCUCUUUCAAGAUGAUUGCUUAUUCUGAUUAAACAUGCAUUUAACAGCUUUCUAAAUAUUUUUCACCCUUAACAUUUUACUUUUAUUUCCUACGUACCAGGGAAAAGAAACAUUGGAUAAUCUGUCUAGCGCCUGUGUUAAAUUAGCUUUUUAGUUGGGCAUUGUGAUUUAGUUAUCUUAAAGGAUCCCAGUCACUCCCAGAGGAGCUGAAUAUAGAAGUUUCAGUCUUGCACAGCUUAGAGACAAAAAACCUUUCAUUGUGAUUGUACCGAGAGGGAUGCUCAACUGGAAAUAUGCUGUUUUUACUCAUUACAACAGUCUUGUUCACAAAUGUCUGUUUUCAAUGGUGUAAUCAGACAUAGAUGAAACAGACCAAUGAUGAAAUAGUCUGGUUGAAAGAAAUGUGUGUUUUUUUUUAAAACAAAUUUUAUAGUUAUUAUUUAUUAAUAUACUUUUCUAUAUUGUUGUUGCCUUUACUGUUUAAAUCAUGUUUUUAAAAUGUAAAUACAGCUUUCCUUCUAAUACUCUAAUGAAAGUAAUAUUUUGAACUUUUUUUUUUUUGCUUUGAAGAACAUAUCCAUAUCUGAACUUUCUCUAGUGAAAUAAAAUUCUCAUAAUUUACUGAUUAGGGACAUGUCACAUAUAAAGUACAAAAAGCUUUAAAACCUCAGCAGAAAGAUAAACCUCUUAUCUAACAUCAUGACUGUUUAUCUCUUGAUGUUUUGAGGCUGUAUUGGUGCUUGUCAUCAUAUAAUAGUAAAGGGAAGAAGACUGGGACACUAGCUGUGUUUUUGGGGGACUUCAUUUCUGAACUUCACCGUAUUGCAGAUGGUCUCCUUUAAUUCACAGGAAUAUUGUGAGAAUCGAGUAAUCUCUGUGAAAUGUUUAUUUCCUUGGAAAUUACUGCCCUGACAUUGUAAGGUUUUACUUACUUGUUUUUAAAAUAUGAACUCUGAUCUGAUACAUGUGCUCUGAUGGUAGAAAAAUAAUUGGUUAACAUUGUUUAAUAUAGACUUUUUAUGUGCUGUAUUACUCUUACUGCUUUUUGUGUGAACUUGUGAUUUCAUUACUGGAUGAAUUUCUCAAUGUGGAAGCUUUCUUUCACCAUUGAAGAUUAGCAGCUGGUCUGUAACUCAGUCUUAGCUGUGGAGACUGAGAGGUGAAGAUUUGUUAAUAGUCAUGCUGCUGUUGUGUGUUUUAUAAAAGCAAGCCUUCCUGACUUUACCAUACCACCUCUCAAUGCCUUUUGCACAAAGUUUCUGUAAAUUUAAAAAAAAAAGUAUAAUUACACUUUAUUCAAACGUUUUGAUUAGAAGUGUCAAUGGAGGAGCUAAACAAAACAACCUAAGAAUUGAAACUGACUUUUUCCAAUUUAUUAUAAAUGUGCAUUUAUAUAUAUUUUUUAAAAUUAGAAGCUCACAAUGAACAGAUACAAACAAUAUGGAAUAAAAUUUGAAAUAAUCAAAAUCAAAACCAUUUAAAUAUUAAAUACUAAACCUUGUAUCUCUCUCUAAUAUCAAUUUUAAUCAUUGCUCCACCAAAUUGCAGGAAAUAAAGUUUAAGCACUUCCCCUAA
Molecule: messenger RNA, 3619 nt
Organism: Trichosurus vulpecula (common brushtail)
Lineage: Eukaryota; Metazoa; Chordata; Mammalia; Diprotodontia; Phalangeridae
Gene: UBA5
Product: ubiquitin like modifier activating enzyme 5
Exons: 12
Coding region: 156-1409 (417 amino acids)
Biological process (GO): protein ufmylation
Cellular component (GO): cytosol; cytoplasm
Molecular function (GO): UFM1 activating enzyme activity
Source: RefSeq, a predicted model, not a curated record